AUGUUAAAAAUUUUUAGAAACCUUUCACUAAUUUCAAAGGAUGAAUUUGAUUAUUCUCUUUACUAAUGUACAUAAAGUGAGAAUGGGGAUGUUCCAAAACCAAAAUAUAUGAAAGUACUAUUGAUUCUUACAUAGCCAAUUAUCGAAUGUUUGAAAGGUGAAGAUCAAAAGAUUUUACCUUUAGAUGCAUUUAAUAAAUUCUAUGAUAUCUUAUGUCAAAUACAAUACAACAAAUGGAUAAGUGCCUUAAAAAUUGCCUAUGUCUUGCAUUAUUGCUUAGAAGUAUAAUCAAAUUUUUAUGUAUAUUAUCAAAGAAAUAAUGUAACAUCUUUGUUGAUGCUGUCUGCAAUAAUCAUCUCUAUGAUAAAAUCAAAAAUAAGUAAUAAAGAAAGCCAGAAGAUCCGAUUGCAUAAUUGCAUAUUAAUAUCGUUCAAAACCUCUUUUCGUACCUUUAAAUUAGAUAUGAGAAUUAUCUGUUUUUCCUAAAUGCUCUUUCUGAUUUUGAAGAAAAAGAAGAAUAUCAAAAAACCUUUAUCAUACAUAAAAUCGUGUCUACCAUCCAAGUCCUAGUCAAAAUCUAUAAAGAUUUAGAUAUUUCCUUAACAAAAUUUCAAAACAUAGAAAUUACUAAAUAUAUCUGUGUACAACUCCUAAAUGAUCUUUAUUUUUUUUAUCCUAAAGUCCAAAUUUACUUAUAAUCUCAUAUUAAUCAAAUGCUGUAAAUGGAAAGUGAACAAUCAUUAAAAUUAUAUUAAGUUUAUACUGAAACUCUUAGAUUAGGAAGAAGUGUAACAUAAAUGUUAAAAUUAUGUAAUGAAGUUACAGCAAUACAAUCCUUUCCUCAACUUAUAUUAUUUACUGUUGAAUAACAUAUUAAUAGACAAAUUGAAUUACACUUUAAAGAAUAAAAAAGAUAACCCAGUCCAAUCAAAUUUGAUAUAAUUAAAUUUGAUGAUGAAAAUCUAUUUGAUUAAUGCAAAGAUGAUUAAAUUACUACUCCAAAAGUUCUUCAACAAUUUCAAAAAAUGGUAACUUAACUAACAGAAAUUCAAGAACCUGAACCAGAUUAAAUUGAAUUUCGAAUUUCUCAUAAACCAAAAACUGAAAGAUAAUUAUAACAAUUUAAAGUUAAGAAAUUAGAAUCAAAUGAAUAAUCUAUGGUAUAAUCUAUCAUUUCAACAUCAGAUAAUGGUUCAAGUAUAAGGAAUAUCUAAUUUAGUCAUUAAAAUAGCUUUAGAAAUGAAUUUUUCACUCAAUCUGAAAGUCCAUUAAAUUUUAUUGAUUUUUCUCAUUAGUAAUAUCAUCAAUCAAAAAAGAAACAAUGA
Messenger RNA from Paramecium pentaurelia, 1325 nucleotides. The record is from the annotation of a GenBank genome assembly. NCBI's taxonomy places the organism in Eukaryota, Ciliophora, Oligohymenophorea, Peniculida, Parameciidae.